Messenger RNA from Colletotrichum lupini, 525 nucleotides. RefSeq lists its product as uncharacterized. NCBI's taxonomy places the organism in Eukaryota, Fungi, Ascomycota, Sordariomycetes, Glomerellales, Glomerellaceae. The coding region runs from base 1 to 525 and encodes 174 amino acids. The transcript is spliced from 5 exons. The record is from RefSeq and is a predicted model, not a curated record.
AUGAAGAUUCUUCUUCUCUCUAUUUCCAACUUCAGACGAGCACCUCCAUCGCUCUUAAGUAUCCAGAAACCUCAUCCCGCGUAUGACCAGAUCCACAAUGUGUCGAAGCCAAAGGCAGCAAUAGACCCCAAUGGGGGCUCCAUCUCGCCCGGUCAUCGAGGUCUUCACGCCGACGCCGGAAGCUCUCAGCCGUAUAUGGUGAAGUGGAACAAACUGGGGGCCAUGGAAUCCGUCGACCCCAGUGACAGUUAUCGUGAGCAUGGCCACUUAAGCCCAGAGUUGCUCAGCUGCCAACGUAAGGCUUACAUUUCAUCAACACAAUACCCGUCUGGGCAGUGUCUACAGCUCCGAGUCAUCGAAGAGGAGCCUCGUCAAGAGUUUAGAAUUCUUGUUUCGGCGGUGCCUGAUUCUGAUCACGCAGGCACACCAGGCUGCAAUGUGUCUACGCCGUUCUGGCACAUUAAGGCUGAGUGCGGCGCGGGGCCUUGGCCCGGGCCGGAAAUAAAUCCUCGGGUCGCGGAAUAA